AUGGUCCUCAGGAUUGGCGGUUGGGUGUUGACUUACCGCCAAGUUCGAACGUGGUUGGAGCUGGGCGGGCAGGACACCAAGAACCUCAAACCCUAUGAGCUUUCCGGAGCACUAGACGAUUGGUUCAAGGAGAGGAAAAUUGAGGACAUGACUCCCAUUCCGACUGACUAUCCUCACGGAACCAAAAAGCCAGUUGUCAUUCUGGCAACGAGAUACUACCAGGAUCCCGCUGCGACGGUGACGCACUACACGCUUUUCGUGGAGAAGGGAGACAAGACGGAUAGAGACACGGCAGUGGAGAAGGAAGACAAGGGCGGUGGAGUAGAGAAAGAGGACGGCGAUAAAGAGGAAUAG
Messenger RNA from Sparassis crispa, 354 nucleotides. RefSeq lists its product as hypothetical. NCBI's taxonomy places the organism in Eukaryota, Fungi, Basidiomycota, Agaricomycetes, Polyporales, Sparassidaceae. Bases 1 to 354 code for a protein of 117 amino acids. The record is from RefSeq and is a predicted model, not a curated record. The transcript has a single exon.